CACUCUCAUUAACACUGCCAAGAAGAGGCCUAAGACGAUAAUAUAACGGUUUCCCAUCUUUUACUCCCCCUGACAGGUCGCUCCAUUGGGGAAUGCGCUGCCAGAUCAACCAACCACAUCUCGGCCGCUGAUAACGGCCGCUGAUAGAGGCUCUGACAAAGGUGCGGGCGGCAAAUAGCGCCAAUCAGGCCCCGAGUCGAGCCGGCAUUUCGCGUGCGGGUGCUCCGUCCCGACCCGUCACUCUCCUCGUUCCACCACCAGUCGACGUGCAUCUCCGCCAACUCAGUGAGACCGAGCGGCUCUGCUUGGUGAUAUUUGACCGUUCCGUCAUCGGGGUUCCGUCAUUCCGGCGGCCGAGUGGAGAUCCGGAGAACGGACAUCUAGAAACAUGGACGGCUCCUCUCCCCGCCCUAGACAAGCCGCGUGUCUCGUCUGUCGCCGCAGCAAGAUUAAGUGCGACUGGCGACCGAACCAGGAGCGCUGCAGGCGAUGCAUCCAGCUCGACUGCGAAUGCGUGCGCCCGGCGUAUCACCCGGGCCGCCAGAAGGGCAUUAAGAACAAGCGGACGGGGCUCGACAAGGCCCUCUUCCAGAUCGACCAGGCCGUCAAGCGCGCGCGGUCCGCAGCGCAGCAGAAUCCAGAUGACAACCGCGUGCUGGCCCAUCUCCACGGGCUGCUGAGCGGAGCGGAUGCCGACGAGGCGUCCACGGCCCGCGACGCCUACGCCUCGGGGUCUCUGGGCACCGACGACAACGACGAUGCCUUCUCCGCCGAGGACGACGACGACGACGAGCAGGACCCCGUGGCCAUGACCGACUUCAUCCAGCGCACAGAGUCCAGCCUGGCCAUCGACGAUGCCGAGAACCCGCUGCAGCUGCUCGCCCGUGCGUCAUAUAUCCAGCCGUCGCCGGAAUCACGCCACGGCAGCUCGCCGGGGCAGCCGCUCAUCGCCAUCGCCAGUCCCGCCCAGCAGUCCGGGGAUGAGAUCUCGGCCUUUUUUGCCCCGGCCCGCGUGCAUCUCGACGUUGGCGAAGACGUGGACCCUGUGUUGCUGGGUCUUGUCUCGGAUGAGGAGGCUGAAUCGCUCUUCACAUUUUUUCAUCGAAAUCUUGCACAUACAAGAUGGGGUCUCGAUCCCAGGCUGUACACCGCCGAGUUCACUCGCUCGCGGUCUGCCUUUCUCUAUACGUCCAUCAUGGCCAUGUCGGCGCUUUUCAUGCCGUCGGCUGCAGCCCUAUCUAAAAGACUCUCUAACCACGCAAAAAAGCUGGCCCACCGGGUCAUGAUCGAUCGGUACAAAUCCGUCGAGAUUGUUCUUGCAUUCAUGGUCAACAUUCCGUGGAUGUUCCCCGGCGAACAGAGCACCGAUGACGAGACGUGUGCCUACAUCUCAAUGGCCAACACCGUUGCCACAGACCUGUCGUUGCACAAGUCUCUCGUCUCCACGGAGAUGCUCGACCCGGGUUCCGGAAUCGGCCUUGCUCGAGGUGAUUGUCUCGACCCUCGGUCUGCUUUAGCAAUGGAUGGCUUUCCAGAUCUGGAUCCCUGGUCUGAUCGAGGAAGACUGCUUCUUCGCAACAGAGAGCGGUGUUGGAUUUCACUUUUCGUGCUAGAAAGGGGAAUGUCACUGGCUCGAGGACGGCCGUUCUCAGUUCCGAUGACUCGGUCUUUGAAAGAUUGCGAUAGUUGGCACAGAUCUGAUUUGGCAGAUCCCCUUGAUGGUCACCUUGUCUCUAUGGCAGUUCUGAGGAGGGAUUUGGAUGGACUUUUUGCUACUGUUCGUGCCUUGUGCGAUGGGUCUCAGAAUGCUGCAAGCGACGGGUCGCUAAUUGCUCAAUCAAUCGAAGGCUCAAUAGAGCGGUUUUUUGACCAGUGGUAUACAGAGUGGGGAAUAUCAAUAGGCACUGGACUAGACCGUCGCCUCCCGCCAUACGUUGAGAUUCUCGUCACUCACACUCGUCUGUCCAUCUACGGCGGCGUAAUAAACCACCCCACUGCCCCGUUAGAGGUCCGCGGAUUCUUUCACACGGCUGGGCUUUCGUCAGCGCUCAACGUCAUGCGUGCCGCGAUCCAAGGAGAAUCUCAACUGCAAUCAAUGCCCAACAAUACGGCCAUCAUGAUCUCCUUUGCGGCUUGCUUCGCUCUCACAUUGAGUGCUUAUGCGACAGGCGGCUCGGGCCUGGCUCCCAGCAUCCGAAACCUCAUCAAGGAGACUGCAACCGUUCUCGAGAGGAUUGGACGGGUGACGAAGCACCGGAAUGGCCUUUCGGUUCUGUACGGAAAAUAUCUGAAGCAAAUUGUAAAACGAGCCGCCACUCAAGAAAACACUGGAGCCGCAGCGGCAACGUCGAACCUCUCGGCAGCACCCAUCACAGAGAGCACGCCGCUGGCGACUCAGACGACCUUUUUGGACAAUCAAGCCCUUUGGUCAGAGACAUUGCAGUUCUCUACAAUGUCGGACGAUCAAAUCGCACAGGUUCUCAACCAACCUGGAAAUAAUUUCGAUCCGUCUUUCGGGGGAUUGUCUUGGGACGACAUGACCAAUUUUGAAUGGCUCUAUUGGCCUGAAGUUGGCAUCUAGCGUCCUUGAUUUGAAGACUCUAGUUAAUUACAAAUGAGAGGCUCUAGCGUAACUCCACUUUCUGGACUGGGACCGUGUCGGCGUGCAGCCAUGGGAUCCCGAUGGUAGUCAGUUGUCGUAGUUUCUCCAUAAACACAAACGUCAAAACAGUAUGCGGCCUGUGAACGAGUCAAUACAAGGCCAUCAUGUUGGCUUGCGUACUCACGUCAGUCUCAGCCACGCAGGC
Ilyonectria robusta is the source of this 2807-nucleotide messenger RNA. RefSeq lists its product as uncharacterized. Gene Ontology annotation, molecular function: transcription cis-regulatory region binding; DNA-binding transcription factor activity, RNA polymerase II-specific; zinc ion binding. Gene Ontology annotation, cellular component: nucleus. The transcript is spliced from 7 exons. Gene Ontology annotation, biological process: regulation of DNA-templated transcription. The record is from RefSeq and is a predicted model, not a curated record. Bases 389 to 2581 code for a protein of 730 amino acids. Lineage: Eukaryota; Fungi; Ascomycota; Sordariomycetes; Hypocreales; Nectriaceae.